Molecule: messenger RNA, 1463 nt
Organism: Chara braunii
Lineage: Eukaryota; Viridiplantae; Streptophyta; Charophyceae; Charales; Characeae
Source: the annotation of a GenBank genome assembly
CCCCUCUUCCCCCCCUCACCUCCCUCUACUCCCCCCAACACACACCCACACACUCUUCCUUCCCUACUGACUAAGAAGAACGAUAUCCCCCCUCCUUCCGUGGAACACACGCCCACACAAUUCCUUCCCUACUGCCAAAAAGGAAUGACAGUGCUCUUUUCCGAAUGGCUGGCGGGAAACAUCCCCACAGGCAUCUAAUGACAAAAGGGCUAGCUAUCCUUAUCAUUGUGUACUUUACAUAAUGACGAUGACAAGAACAUCACGCCUUGAGAACAACAUCCCCUCGGAGUGGGAGCAAGAAGGACGGAACAUCACGUCUCGCAAACUAUCUCCCAUCAGAGUGUGAACGAGAGACGAGAACACAAAUGUGUACGUAACGAAGCUUUACUUACCAAAGGGAACUCCCGAUACUUGCAACUGAGCAUCGCGCAGAGUCGCAGACAGACUUUGGCUGCUAGAUGCAAAGUCGAAAGGCAAACAUAUAAUCCUGCCUCAAAGCACGGUCACUAACCAACAAACCAACCCGUCCGACUCCCCAGCCCGGUCUUCAGCUCAGAGGCAAAGAAGCAAGCACACCCUCCACCGGAGAACAAAGCCAACAGGAGCAUGAACUGUAGUCACAUCUACACUGCCCGGAAUGCUGUGAGUGGAGAUGGGUUGCACAGGGGCCGGGGGGGAGGGGGGGAGGGGAGGGGGAAGAGAGAGGCAGGGGGGAGGGGAGAACGCUCGCGAACAAGGUUGCAGAAAGUGGACAGACGGCACAAGGAGGAGAGAAUAGGAGAGGCCAGCCGGCGCAUGGGUGCCUAUAUUAACUGCCAUCGACGGAAGCACUUUUCACAACGUAACGGGGAUAGGUUUGGAGUUCGCAGAGGGCUGGUUACCCCAGCAGGAGGAAGGGAGAAUUGGAGAGGUGAGUCACGGCAUGGACGACCGACAGCACUGCUUGCAGUGUCAUGGGAACGGGUUUGGGUUUGGGCGCACGUGUGGGUCCCGUCUUUUCACGAUAUGGACCUUGGGAACCAAGGGCGGUGGGGGUCUUUUCAGAUCGUGGACAUCGUCCACUGAUAUGAUCAAUAUCAACAUUACUCGUCCAUAUCGAUUCCCGCAAAAAGAAAUCAAACCAAGAUGGUUGAGCAGACUGUCGUUCAGGAGACGUGCCCGACAAGAGAGUGAUUAUCAUCGCAAGAUCAAAAUCAGAUAAUCGAGCGAGCGCGGGGCAGGGAAGAACGCCACGGACCGCGCCUGUAUGUCACAUCCCCAAAUCAUAAUCUGAACUAAUUGGCAAGUCAUGUUGCCUUGCUAUCAAACUCGUAAUCCUGGAUCAGUCUGAUGAACCAGGCACGGAAAUCAGACCAGGAACGGAAGUCUAUAGCUACAUUGUACAAGCCCUGGGCCCUCGAGCAUGUAAAGAAAACACAUAAACGAGGCCCCACCGGCAGACCGAACAAAAAUCACAGCCCAUC